This is a messenger RNA of Hemicordylus capensis (graceful crag lizard), 5784 nucleotides long. RefSeq names its product homer scaffold protein 1 (gene HOMER1). Gene Ontology annotation, biological process: G protein-coupled glutamate receptor signaling pathway; regulation of store-operated calcium entry. The record is from RefSeq and is a predicted model, not a curated record. Bases 1732 to 2799 code for a protein of 355 amino acids. Lineage: Eukaryota; Metazoa; Chordata; Lepidosauria; Squamata; Cordylidae. Gene Ontology annotation, cellular component: cytoplasm; dendrite; postsynaptic density. Gene Ontology annotation, molecular function: G protein-coupled glutamate receptor binding. The transcript is spliced from 9 exons.
UGGAGCCAGAAUAAGCAGGUGCUGGCGCGUGGGGGAUUGUGCAGCCUGCAGAGAAAGUCGGGCCUGAGCAAAGCGGGAGGCAGAGAGCGUGCCCAGCAAGGGACGUCCAGACGCUGCAGCCUUCGCGCCUGCCUCCCUUCACACCCGCCAGCACGCUUUUCCUCCCUGUGUUUUUUGGGUGGCGCUGGUCGGAAGGAGUGGAGCAAAGCGCCCCCUCGGCUCCUCCUGUCCUCCGAGGCCCCGAUUACGGAGGAGAAGAGCCACCACGCACUAGAGCCCUGCUGAGUGCCCUGCGCGGGAAACCGGCAGGAGGAGGGAGGGAGUGGGGCGGAGGCGUGUGCGCGGGAGGAGCAGGAGGCGGAGGGAGGCUGGAGGUGUGAGGCGGAGGGAGGGAGGGAAGGAAGGAAGGAGGGAGGAAAGAAAGAAAGAUGAGCGGGCGGCGCGGGGAGGCUUUCGGGUGAGCAGCAGCCGAGUAUGGACCCAAGCCUGGCAUUGGUAAGCCCCGCGUCUGCAGGUGGACGGUGUCUGAGGUGCUAGAGGCGACCGCCACGACAACGACCACCACCUCCUGUUCCUGUCGCUGCAGACCGUGCUUGGCCCCGCUGCUGCUGCAGAGGAGCGAGAGAGGGGCUCUCUUGCUGCUGCUAUAGACGCCGCCACUCCUCCUCCUCCUCCCCUCUUGCUGCUGCUGCUGCUACUGUGAAUGAUUGAUCUGCCAGCCUUGAGCCGGAGGAAGAUGCUCGCCCGCUGCAGAAACAGGGGUGACUGAAGCGGGGGGGGGGGGCACUUGCCCAGCCCCGCCAGGAGAAGGAGCAGCGCCCUGCCUUGCCUACGCUGCCUCCCUUCUCGGCCAUCUCCACCCCCGCGCCCCGUCUCCAUCUCGUCCUCGCAGGGGAUGCGCGGCCGGUGCCCAGCCUCAGCCGUCGUUCUACCGCAGCCCGAUGUCAGCGCCGGCGAAGCGGCUUCCCCUGCCUGCUGCUUGGGAAAAUGAAGCGACACCCCGCAUCCUGCUGCUGCUGCCGCCGGCGGGGGUGUUAGAGGGAAGGGCGGCGCGGAGCGCUGCGCACACCGCAAGCCCCAUCCCGCUCUGCACCUGAGGCGGACGGACCGAGCUUGAGGGCUCUUGGCUGCUCCAGGGCGUUUCGAGUGACUGUCGAAAGCAUAUGCGCGGCGGCGGCGGCUGUGGCUGCUGCUGCGGGGUUUCUAAUCCGGCCCCCUGCUAGAAGAGGCAGGCGAGUGCCUCCCCUUCUCCCUGCAGAAGGAGGGCUGGCUUGGUGCUGCUACUGCUUCUACCUCCUCCUUGUCCGCCGCCGCCCCCUGGCAGGGAGCUGGAGCUGCCCUGGACCUGGUGCAGCGCGUGCGGGGAAGACUGCCUCCGGGAGGAGGCUAUGGGGGAGAUGCUCUUCAGGCUGACUCCCUAGGCAGACUCCUCCUGAUCAGGGUUGUGGGGUGUGUGUGUGUGUGUGUGUGUCUUUUUCCUGGCUACGCUCCCACAUGCCUGUAGACUCUCGUGUUUAAAAAAUCCUGCUGAGAAGGAGCGUAGGGCCACCUGGCUUUCGUGGAAACACCUGGGAGCUACGAGGGGAGAGGCAGGAACCCAGACGGGAAAGGAGUGUCCAGCGUUGCUAAAGCGGCCGGGGUGCACUUGCGGCGUUGUCGAAGAGCGAGGGGAAAGCCGCGGAGCUAUUGGCCUGCUCAACAACUCACCCUGCACGUCUCCAUUUGGUCAUCAUGGGGGAGCAACCCAUCUACAGCACCCGAGCUCAUGUCUUCCAGAUUGAUCCUAAUACGAAGAAGAACUGGGUUCCCACCAGCAAGCAUGCUGUUACUGUAUCCUACUUCUAUGACAGCACAAGAAAUGUCUAUAGGAUUAUCAGCUUGGAUGGCUCAAAGGCAAUAAUAAAUAGUACCAUCACUCCCAACAUGACAUUCACAAAAACAUCACAGAAGUUUGGCCAGUGGGCAGAUAGCAGAGCAAAUACCGUGUAUGGUUUGGGAUUUUCCUCUGAACAUCAUCUUUCGAAAUUUGCAGAAAAAUUUCAGGAAUUCAAGGAAGCUGCACGACUAGCUAAGGAGAAAUCCCAAGAAAAGAUGGAAUUGACAAGUACACCCUCACAGGAAUCUGCAGGAGGCGAUAUUCAGUCUCCUCUUACGCCUGAGAGCAUUAAUGGGACAGAUGACGAAAGAACAACCCCAGAAGUGACACAAAACUCAGAACAAAGGGCUGAACCAACCCAGAAUGCAUUGCCAUUUGUGCAUAGUUCGGCAAUCAGCAAGCACUGGGAGGCAGAACUCGCCACACUCAAGGGUAACAAUGCCAAGCUUACAGCAGCUCUUCUCGAGUCCACUGCCAAUGUGAAACAAUGGAAACAACAGCUUGCCGCAUAUCAGGAGGAAGCAGAACGUCUACAUAAGCGGGUGACUGAGCUGGAGUGUGUUAGUAGUCAAGCAAAUGCAGUACACACUCAUAAAACAGAAUUAAACCAGACAAUACAAGAAUUAGAAGCAACUCUAAAGAAAAAAGAAGAGGAAAUAGAAAAACUGAGACAAGAAAUUGAUAAUGCUAGAGAACUCCAGGCACAGAGAGACUCUUUAACUCAGAAACUACAAGAAGUGGAAAUUCGAAACAAAGACCUAGAAGGACAACUGUCUGAUCUCGAGCAGCGUCUGGAGAAGAGUCAAAAUGAACAAGAAGCUUUUCGCAAUAACUUGAAAACACUUUUAGAAAUUCUUGAUGGCAAAAUCUUUGAACUAACAGAACUGCGAGAUAACCUGGCCAAACUAAUAGAAUGCAGCUAAAGAAAAUGAGAUCUCAGUGCCAACAUCUUAAAGAUGCACUGUCUCUCUUCAUAGGACUUUGUUGGGCUCUGCAUCAAAGUUGCACAAAAUUAGGAAAACACUCCCCCCGGAGGGCCUGUUUUAAAUUUUCAACAGUAUAUUUCAGUGUAAAAUUUUAGAAUUCAGCUUGUAGCUAGUUGGGGAAAAAAUAAAAGAACUUGAAUUACAAAUUACCUCCUUGUAUAUAAUUGGCCAUAGAUAACUCGAAAGAUAUUAACAGUAAUUGAAUGCAAUCCUUUUCUAAUUAUUAGCCAGUGAAAUAAUGAGAAGUGCCCCAAAUGACAUCCCUUUUGGUGUUAGACACAACAUAGACGAUCUGCUUUUUUUCUUUUUGCUUUUUUUCUUGGUUAAGGUACCUAACAGCUGUGUUUUGUGCAAGAACUUUUGUGAUGACAGCCUGUCUUUUGUUGUAAUCUUAAUAAUUUCUCAGGAUAUUUUGCACUGUUGAAAAACAGUGCAUUACCAAUUAAUUCUUGCCAGGAGUGAGAAAGAGUUUCAUCUUUAAUUCAAACCUAGUGAAUAACUGCUUGUAUAGAGUUCUUCCCUUUUUUAUACUGGAAGAGACUGUAUUUAUUUAUGAUGUUCACUCUGGGGUUCUAUAAUAUUGUCCAGUGUAUGGUUUACAUUUCCCUAUUUAAGUCUAUGUAUGUAGAAGUCCUGUAUUCCAUUUUGUUAUACAUCUUGAAGCCAAUCAACAAAGUCAGGUCAGUCCCACAAAAAUAUUUAAAGAUUUGCUAUAUGCAGAUAAGGAUCAAUCUAGUCUUAAGCAUCACACAGGUUUAAUAUUUAUUACUGGAAUAUGUUUUUAAAAUGUCAUUAGCAAGAAAUCUCUUCUGAAUAAUCCAAGCAGUUCAGAAUAGGUCACAUUGUGGAUACACAACUAUUAUCGCUAGGGCAUUCUCUUUAUGUUGACCUUGUUCAGCCAAAAGAGCUUUUUUCUCUCCUCAUUUUGAAGAAACUCUAUAAUUAUAAGAACCUGAAAUGGAGAUUUUCCCCGCCCCCCUCUCUCUGUUGAAUCUUCACAAACCACACCAGGCAAUAUUCUGAACUUCAAAACAGAAAUUGAAUUCAGUUCUCCUCAGUGAACAUGUUUUAAAGUUGUUUUUAUGUAAUUUACAAAGACUUUUUGCCAAACAUGUAUUUAUUUAUAUGAUGUGGUUUGUUUUUUUUUAAGGGAAAAAAAUUUGAAGGUAAGCCAAGUGUCAAAUGUCUCCUUACUGAAUGGGAACUGCAUUACGGGACAGUCUUGCUGUAAAUUGUCUAAUAUUGGAGAGGAUUUUUAAAAUAUGAAUGAAAAAGAAUCAAGACACAAAGAUGCACUGACCUUUUCUUUACAACCCCAGUUAAUUUGAAUGUUGAAUACAAAAUCCAGCUUGAAUAUAAACUCUGUACAAUAGACCAUUUUUCCACUGAAGGACUGCUAUUCAAAACUAGAUAAUAUAAGUCGGGUUUUUUAUGUGUGUACUCUAUGUAUAUACUGUAUAAUACACACAUUCUAAUUUGUAUUCAACAAGGGAGAAGUACAUGAUUUAAUUUCUAAAAUGCCAUUUUCUUUAUUUGUAAUUUAUCAGGUGUCCCCUGACAUGUCAGGAUUACUGUUUAGCUAAACACUCAAUUCAUCAUGUAUUAUGCUGUAUGUACUGUACACACUAUUUUUGUCCAUAUUUUAGGGUAUUUCAUCCCUUAUUUUAUUUAUUGGGGGGGAGGGGAUAUUUGUUCAUUGCACUCAUAGUUAGCAGCUUUCUAUGGUGUUUUUUAUUUUUACUUAAUAGCUCGAUGUUGAUGUGUAACUUUAUCAGGUCCAGGACAAUAGUAAUUACCUGAUUUUAAUUUACCUGGAGAAGUUUGUACCUGAUUCUCUUGCUACACGAGUGUCAACUGGAAACAUCUUCAGCAAAGUAUAAAAUUGGUGUAAUUGUGGGAGGAAUCAAGUAUGUUCAUGAUGAGUGUUCUUAUUAUAACAAGUUGGAACAGUAAUUUGAUGGCAAAAAAUGUAACAUUAUUUUUAAUGAGAUCAAAAUUUUUAAUACAGUGACAUUUACAUGUGGGAAAAUAGUUUACAAAAUAUUUCCACUUAAAUGCUGUGUAUAUGUGUGGUACAAGAAUAUUUCUUUGUAUACAUACACACAUAUAUGUAUAUACAGUACAUGGAAAAUUUAAAUGUGCACAUUUUUAAUAUUUUCCUAUUGAAAUUAAAUUUGAAAAUUGGAAAUCAAUAUUUGAGAAUUUUUUUUCUCAUGUAUACUAAGAUGCUUGACUUUGGGUUCUUUUGUUUGUAAAAAAUAAAAUCUAUGAGGGCUGCACCAUUGAUUUCCCAAAAAAAUCACCCAACAUGCAUAUGGGAUCAGGUGGACUUAAGUGCACAUAUAAAUAAAAUCCUAUUGUUAAGAAUAUUUUAAUGUUCAUUUACAGUAGGUGGAUGUUAAGAAAUUGUACUCUAGAAAUUGUACUCUAAUGUUCCUAAUUAGGUGGUUAUACCUACUCUAGCCUCUAUACUUCUGUAUUAAGAUAAUAGUUGGCAAAUGGGGGGAAAGUAAUUUUUUUCAGAAACAGGUGUUACAUAUUGUAUCUAUUGGAAGAGAAACUUUGGGAAUAUAUAUGCCAGAAAAUGAAUGUUGGGUACCGUAGACUAAAAAACGCAAACAAGAACUUACAUAGGAAAACAAUCACAUUGUGUAUAACUUGUUAUAUGACAACUAUGGAGUCUUGUUAAAAAAAAUCUUUUAAAACCCAACAAAAAAUACAAUUUUUAUUUUGAAAUACAAUUGCUGUUCUGGAGAAUGUACUUUACUCAAUUAUUUUUCUUCUUCUUUUACUCUUUUUAAGUAUUACAAAUUGUUCAAUGGAUGGCAGAAUUACCUUAAUCCUUCAGGUGCUACUGGAUUUUGAAUUAGAGUGUCAUGUUGUGAAAUUCUUACUUUGACAUAAAAAGGUUUUAUAAGUAUA